Messenger RNA from Colletotrichum spaethianum, 9540 nucleotides. RefSeq names its product hybrid PKS-NRPS synthetase lepA. Gene Ontology annotation, biological process: secondary metabolite biosynthetic process; fatty acid biosynthetic process. NCBI's taxonomy places the organism in Eukaryota, Fungi, Ascomycota, Sordariomycetes, Glomerellales, Glomerellaceae. Gene Ontology annotation, molecular function: phosphopantetheine binding; fatty acid synthase activity. The record is from RefSeq and is a predicted model, not a curated record. The coding region runs from base 1 to 9540 and encodes 3179 amino acids. The transcript has a single exon.
AUGGCAGGACCGGUGGGCAUCAUUGGGUCUGCAUGCCGUUUUCCAGGCAAGGCAGACUCCCCAGCGAAAUUGUGGGAGUUGCUGAGGCAGCCGAGAGACGUCCUAUGUACAUUCUCAAAGGACAGGCUGAAUCUGCAGAGCUUUUACCAUCAGAAUGGCGAGCAUCACGGCAGCACUGACGUCCAGAACAAGGGCUAUCUGCUGUCGGAAGACAUCCGCCUGUUUGACGCCUCUUUCUUCCGCAUCAGCCCUGCCGAGGCGGCGGCCAUGGAUCCACAGCAACGUAUUCUUCUGGAAACGGUCUACGAGGCCUUGGAGUCGGCCGGUUUGCCCCUCGAUCAGCUGCAGGGAUCACUCACCUCGGUGUGGGCCGGGCUGAUGAAUGGCGAUUUUGCUGACGUCCAGGCCCGGGACCUCGAUACGUUGCCAGCGCAGCACGCCACCGGCACACACCGAAGUAUUCUAUCUAACCGCAUCUCGUAUUUUCUGGACGCCAGGGCAGCGUCGAUGACAAUCGACACGGCUUGUUCCAGCUCCCUGGUGGCGCUGCAUCAGGCCGUUCAGAGCCUGAGGAGCGGCGAGAGCGACAUGGCCAUUGUAGCAGGAGUCAAUCUCAUUCUCGAUCCGACCAUGUACGUGGCCGAGUCCAAGUUGCACAUGCUCUCGCCAGACUCGCGUUCCCGCAUGUGGGACAAGGGCGCGAAUGGGUAUGCCCGAGGCGAGGGCUUCGCGGCCAUUGUGCUGCAGCGACUUGGCGACGCGGUCCGCGAUGGCAACCACAUCGAGUGUGUCAUCCGGGGCACGGCCGUGAACUCGGACGGGCGCGGCAAGGGCGCCAUAACGGUGCCAAGCGCCGCCGCCCAGACAGCCCUGAUCGGGCAAGCAUACCGAGAUGCUGGCCUGGACGCCCGGCGCGACCGCUGCCAAUUUUUCGAAGCCCACGGAACGGGCACCCAGGCCGGAGACCCUGUUGAAGCGCAGGCGAUCCGAGACGCAUUCUUCCCGACCCGAGAUAGCGACGACGACGGCGACAACUCGGAAGUGCCUCCUGGCAAGCUUUUGGUGGGCUCGAUCAAGACAGUCGUCGGCCAUCUCGAGGGUUGCGCCGGGCUGGCGGGUGUGCUGAAGGCAUCGCUUGCCAUCCAGAACCGGACGGUUCCGCCCAACAUGCUGUUUUCCGAGCUCAACCCGGCCAUUAAUCCCUUCUACGAACGUCUGGAGAUCCCCACCGGCCAGGCGCGGCCGUGGCCAGAGACGAAGUCAGGUUCGCCUCUGCGUGUAAGUGUCAACAGUUUCGGCUUCGGCGGCACCAAUGCCCAUGUCAUUCUCGAAAGCUACGUAGACGGCGAGCAGCAGCAGUUUACUCGCGAGGAGCAUUCUGACGACGAGCGCUUUGUCGGACCGCUGGUUUUCUCUGCCCACUCGCGAGACUGCUUGGUGCGGGUGGUGCAAGCCCACGCCGAGGAGGUGCGGAGCAACAAAGUGCUUGACCUCGGCGACCUGGCCUGGACUUUGCAGUCCCGGCGUACUCACUUUAACAACAGCCGUGCCGCCUUCUCAGGCGCCACCCGUCAGAAGCUGCUUUCCUACAUGGACGCAUUCGUUGCGGACACAGCCACUGCUCUGGAGAAUCAGAAUGAGGCCCCGCCUCGGCCCUCUCGGCCCGGUGACCACGGCCCGGACGAAGCCCCCGCCCUGCUGGGCAUCUUCACGGGCCAAGGCGCGCAGUGGGCAUCAAUGGGCCGCAACCUCAUUCUCCACUGCCGGCUCUUCCGCGAGUCCAUCGAGCGAUGCGAGAAGUCGCUCGCCGCGCUAGGCGCAGACGCGCCAAAAUGGUCUUUGACGGAGGAACUCAUCGCCGACGCGGCAGAAUCGCGCGUCGCAGAGGCUGCCCUCUCACAGCCUCUCUGCACCGCCGUCCAGAUCGGCCUCGUUGACCUGCUGCGAGCCAGCGGGGUCCGUUUCCGGGCCGUGGUCGGCCACUCGUCUGGCGAGAUCGCCGCCGCGUACGCCGCCGGCAUCCUGCCGCGUGCCAGCGACGCCAUCCGCAUCGCCUACUACCGCGGUCUGCACACCAGGCUGGCCGGCAGCGGCAGCGGCGGCGGCGGCAUGCUAGCUGCCAGCCUGUCCUGGGACGAUGCAUGCGGGCUCUGUGCCAGACCCGAGUACGACGGGCGCAUCAGUGUCGCGGCUGACAACUCUCCCACCAGUGUCACGCUCUCCGGAGACGUCGACGUCAUCGACCAGGUCGAGGCGCACCUGACAGCCGAGGGUACGUUCGCCAGGAAGCUCAAGGUCGACAUGGCGUACCACUCGCGCCACAUGCAGCCCUGCGCACCCGCGUACCUCGCCUCGUUGCGGUCGUGCGAGAUCCAGGUCCAGCAGCCCGCCGACGGCUGCGUAUGGGUGUCGAGCGUGCGUGGCGAUGUAGACUCGGUUCUCGCCGAGGACGACGACGACGGCGACGAAGGCAGCGGCUUGGAAGCAGUGCGAGACCAGUACUGGGUCGACAACCUCACCAACCCGGUGCUCUUCGGUCCCGCGGUCGAGUGCGCCCUGUGGCGUGCCGGGCCCUUUGACGCCGUCCUCGAAGUCGGACCGCACUCUGCGCUGAAAAGCCCCGCCACACAGAUCUUCAAAGCAUCUUUGGGCGCCCCCCUGCCGUACGUCGGCGUCAUGCAGCGCGGCCACGACGAGGUCGAGGCUUUCUCCGGCGGACUCGGCUAUCUCUGGGAACACCUCGGAUCUGCGGCUCCGGUCGACUUUAGUGGCUAUUGCUGGGCCUUUAAUGCGGGCUGUGAAGGCGCCGAAGCCGAAACCAGACCUCCCCGGCUGGCCAAGGGCCUGCCGGCCUACCGCUGGGACCACGCCAAGGUGCACUGGCGAGAGUCUCGGCUCUCGCGCAACUUCCGCCUGGCCGACCGGCCUUCUCACGGCCUGCUGGGCCGCAGAGCGCCCGACAACACGCCAAGCCAACUGCGCUGGCGCAACGUGCUGCGCCUGGACGAGAUGCCCUGGGUCAAAGGCCACGUAUUCCAGGGACAGGUUGUGCUUCCCGGCACGUCCUACCUCUCGGCCAUCAUCGCAGCCGCCACGGCGCUCGCAGGCGCGUCACCCGUCACGCUGGUCGACUUGUGCGAUGUCGUGCUGCACAGGGCCGUCGUCCUGCGAGAAAACUCCUCUUGCGACUUUACGACCGACCUGCGUCUUGUUCGCAAGGGACAGCAUCUGCUCUCGGCCGAGUUUUCCUUCUCGGCCGCACAGUCGGACUCGGACGCGGCGCCAGACGUGACCUGCAGCGGCCGUGUCGAGGUACACCUGGGCGAGGGCGAGGGCGAGGGCGAGGACGAUGCGAACCGAGAAGAAGCGCUGCUGCCGUCGCCGAGCCAACCGCCGCCCAACCUCGGCCCCGUCGACGUCGACCUCUUCUACUCGUCCCUGAAGAAGGUCGGGUUGGCCUUUAGCGGGCUCUUCCGCGGGACCAAGUCGGCGCAGCGGUCGCUUAGGUACGCCUCCACGUCGGCGUCGUGGGAUGAGGCGGACGGCGACAUGGACAUCGGCAACAGCUCUGAGGCAUCCUCAGUCCACCCGGCCGUCCUAGACGUUGCGCUUCACGCCUUGUUCGCCGCCUUUGCAUCGCCUGCCACAGAGCAGAUGUGGACGCCUUAUCUUCCUGUUGCCAUCCGCCGUGCGAGCAUCGCGGUGCGUGACUGUCCCAGUGCGUGUGCUACACCGGCAUCAUCUUUAUCAAAUUCUACUUCUUCGUCUUUUCCUUUUCCUUCGUCAUCACAAUCCCCACUAGCCGGCCGCACCCGCAUUGCUGCUAGCAUCUCGGCCCAGGUGACGGCGUCGUCGCCCAAGGGAUUUGAGGGUGAUGUGCAGGUUGUAUUUGGCGACUCGGGCCGUGUCGCCGUGCAGAUCGAGGGCGUGACGAUGCGAACCAUGGCUAAUCAGGCAAGCUCUGCCGAUGGCGACUGCGUGCUUUUCUCCCACGUCAAGUGGGAUAGCGACAUAUCGACGGGCAUUGACAGGAGCGUGCUCGACAAAGGAGCAUCCGAGCAAGGCGACGGUGACCACGGUCAUCUCGUCGAUGCCAUGGGCCGGACGGCGCUGUUCUACUAUCGCACGCUGCUGGAGGAACUGUCGCCCUACGAGGUCACGGCGGCGACAUGGCACCACCGCAUGUUCGUGCAGUCGGCGCAGCACUGGAUCGACUUGGUCCGCGAAGGACACCAACCGACGGUCAAGAGCGAGUGGCUAGACGAUACGAAAGAGGCCGUGUGGCAGCACGCAGAUAGGCUCAAGGACCACAUCGACAUAGAGCUAAUGCGAGCGGUGGGCGAGAACCUGGUGUCCAUCAUACGCGGCGAGAAGCAGCCGCUGGAGAUCAUGAUGGAGGACAACAUGCUCACGCGCUUCUACGUCGACGGCCACGGACUCGGCCCGAUGAACGACCACAUCGCUCGCGCCGUCGGCCAGAUUGUCCAUCGCUACCCGCGGGCCAACAUCCUCGAAGUCGGCGCGGGCACCGGGGGCACGACGCGGAAGGUGCUGCGGACCGUCGGCAAUGCCUACGGCCACUAUACCUUUACAGACGUGUCGCCGGGCUUCUUCGAGCGGGCGGCCGACAGGUUCUCGGACCAUGUCCGGCGGCACAGCAUGACGUUCCAGGUGCUGGAUAUCGAAAAGGACGUCAUGUCGCAGGGUUUCUCCGAAGGCGCCUACGACGUGAUUGUGGCGGCUAAUGUCCUGCACGCGACGCAGCACUUGCAAGACACGAUGCGCCAGGUGCGCCGUCUCCUAAAGCCGGGCGGGUACUUGGUCAUGAUGGAGAUCACGGGCGAUCUGCUGCGUCUGGGCUUCAUCCUGGGCGUCCUGUCGGGCUGGUGGCUCGGCCCCCAGAUCGGCGACGAGGGCCGAAAGUGGGCCCCCGGCAUCCCGACGGCGCAGUGGGACGACCUACUUCGGCGGACCGGCUUCUCGGGGGUCGACCACGCCACGUCGGACAGCCCCGUGCUCAAGAACCACUAUCUGUCCAUGCUGGUGACGCAGGCAGUCGACGACCGCGUCGACCUGCUGCGCAGUCCGCUAUCGCACCUGGCCACGCUCCCGGCCCUACCCGACGUCGCCAAGCUGCUCAUCAUCGGAGGUGACACGCCCGUCGUGGCCCGGCUGGCGCAAGACUUGAGAAGCGCCCUCGCUCCGUGGGCCAGCACGACCAUCGAGACAGUGUCCAGCGUUGACAAGCUCGUCGUGAGCCCGCACGAGCGUGUGUCGGCAAUCAGCCUCAUCGAGCUCGAUCAACCCCUGUUCGGCCCCGACAACUUGGUAACGGCAGCGAGGCUACAACGCCUCCAAGCCUUUCUGCAGAGGGCCCGGUCGGUUCUGUGGGUGACGGCGGGCUGCAGAGGCUCUAACCCGCAGGCCAAUAUGUUCGCCGGCAUCGCGCGGGCUGUGCGGGCCGAGCAGCGCGAUAUCAACUUGCAGCUUCUGGACAUCCGUCUGGCGCCUGAUGACGCCGACACCUCUGUUAUUGCCGAGGCUUUCAUCCGUCUCGCACUGGCUGGCCAGCCAGAGUUUAUCGACGCCCCGAAUCGCCAGCCCAUGCUGUGGUCGACCGAAACCGAGCUCGCCUCCGACGCCGGCUCGUUGCUGAUCCCGCGCCUUGUCCCCGACGGGGCAAAAAACGAUCGAUACAAUGCCGCGCGGCGCAUAGUCACCAAACAGAUCGAUGCGUGGGAAGCAGAGGUAGACUGGGAUUUUGAGGUCGAGUGCUCCGACGGCAUCUUGUCGCUAACUGGGCUCGAACACACUGUAUCACGCUGCCUAACGAGGGCUCGCACUUCCAGCUCGGCCGGACUACUUUUGAUGGACGUACAGCUAUCUGUGCCACUCCUUCACCCGGAACACCGCCACUUCCUAUGUUAUGGCUCCAUCGCCGCCGGUUCGACCACACCUGGCAGGAGAAGCGCCUUUGCCGUGACUCGGUCAAAUGCGUCUGUCGCACUUGUCGAUGUCGACGGCACAAUUCCCUUACCUUCUGGCGAUUCACCAUGCGCGACUUCGACUCACCACCGAGCCAGCAAGUUGCUUGAGGCGCUUGCUGGACAGCUUGUGGCACGCAGUCUCGUUCCGCGCGUGCCCCGGCGCGGGCCUAUCCUGCUCCAUGAGCCAGCCGAGACCUUGGUCCGAGCUAUUGCGGGCUGCCGGUUGUGGAGAGGUCGCCGGGUCUAUUGUAUGUCCUCUUCAUUGCCGGAAAAGGCCCUGCCGGAAGGCUGGAUCUCGAUCAAUGCCCACGCACUCGACUCGUCGGUUCGACAGACGCUCCCAGACGACGUCGCUGCCAUGAUCGACUUUUCGGUGCAGGGAGCCGGCAUCAAGCGGGAUUUGCGGCCAUGCCUGCCUGCGGACUGCGUAGUCAUCCGCUUCGAGCCGGCGUUCCUCGAGACGGACAGCGAGGCGCUGGGCUAUGGGUACGCUGACGCCCUCAGCCUUGUCGACAGCGAAGCCGCUGGUGACGCGUACCAUGAGGUGCACGUGAUCCCCAGAGACGCCCUUCUGGGACGCCCAUCGUCUUCCGUAGCAUAUCCCGCCAUCGUCGACUGGCAUGUCAGGUAUGGGAACAGCAGUGACAAGGUCACUGUUCAGGUGAAGGCCUUGAACACGACAGGGAUAUUCUCAUCUUCAAAGACGCACCUUAUGGUGGGCCUGAAUGGUGAUCUCGGACAAUCCAUCUGCGGCUUCAUGGCGCGGAACGGCGCCCGCCAUAUCGCAAUAACUAGCCGCGGCGGUGAGGUGAACCCCGAGUGGCUUACGACGAUGCAGAGACAAGGGAUCAACGUUGGCGUGUAUGCGAUGGACGUCACCAACAAAGACGACAUCCGCGCGACCCUCGAGCAGAUGCGGAGCGACGGUAUGCCGGCCGUCGGCGGCGUCGCCAACGGGGCGCUUGUCCUGCGUGACAAGCUGUUCCUGAACAUGGACGUCGAGAGCUUCAACGACACGUUGCGGCCCAAGGUGGACGGGUCGCGGCACUUGGACGAGCUCUUCGGCGAUGAGCUGGAUUACUUUGUGCUGUUCUCAUCGCUGGCCACCGUUGCCGGCAACGCCGGCCAGUCCAAUUACCACGCGGCCAACAUGUUCAUGGCCGGGCUGGCUGCGAACCGGCGCGCAAGGGGCCUGCCGGCCUCGGUCAUGCAUGUGGGCGUCGUGGCCGACGCCGGCUACGUCACGCGCCAGGGUCGCCAGCUACUGGACCACCUCCGCAAGCAGUUCUUCAUGCCGAUCUCGGAAUCAGACGCGCAUCAGCUGUUCACCGAGGCCGUCCUCGCCAGCCGUCCCGACUCCGGGUUACCCGCCGAUAUCUGCAUGGGCCUGGAGCCAUUCCCGGAUCGCCCGGGCGACGCUGACCUCGUGAGGCCGUCGUGGGUCAGCGACCACCGGCUGUCGCACUUCGUCCUGCCACCGCCCGACGAAGACAAGCAAGCGGCCGGCUCCUGUGGGGUGGGAGUCAAUGACGACAAAGCUUUGCCACUCAGUCAGAGAAUAGACAGCACCUCGUCAGCGGAGGCAGCCGAGGCCAUGCUGCAAGAUGCAUUCUCAGCCAAGCUCGAGACCCUGCUGCAGCUCGACGCCGGGUCUAUCAACGUGCACGCACCGCUGCUCGACCUCGGCUUCGACUCCUUGCUGGCGGUGGAGACGCGUACAUGGUUUCUGAGGGAGAUUUCGGUCGACGUCCCCGUCCUCCGCUUCCUCGGGGGAGAAACGAUCUACGAAAUCUGUGCCGACACGGCGGCCACGUACCUCGCCCUCCGCGGCGCCAACGGCUCGGACGUGAGCGAUGGCGCGGAUACCAAUCUAACCAUCAGAUCGGACGACCUCGAUGACCCGGUGGCCUCGUCACAAAGCUCGGCGCCAUCGAUCGUAACCCCGCCCCUGACAAGCAGCCCAAAAACGUCAGCGCGUGUAUCUAUCGAUUUGCCAAGCGGCCAUGAAGACCUGAAGACAAAAGCGUCUUUGAGCAAGAGCGAGACUAAGGCCGAUAGCGACGCAAAUUCCGAUACUGUUAUUCAGACGCAGUCUUCUCAGCCCCAGAAGCGAUUGAGAAAUACAUCCAGAGUCGAGAGGCUGUCCUAUCUGCAAUCCAGGCUUUGGUCUCUUGGGGAGGCUCUAGACGACCCGGGGGCCAGCAACAUCGCCGUCUGCUACUCUAUCACGGGCCCGCUCGACGUCCCAAAGCUACGCGAGGCGUUCGCCAAAGUCGUCGUACAUCACCCAUCGCUGCGGACAUGUAUCUACCCAGACGACGAGACGGGCGAACCGACCCAGGCACUCCUGCGUCAGCCGCCGUCCUCGACAUUACUCUUGAAGCAAGUCCACGCGGCUACGCGCGACGACGGCGUCAUCGCCCGAGAGUUCAGCGCUCUGAAGAACCGCGCGUGGGAUCUCGCCUACGGGGAGACGUUCGGCGCCGUCUUGGUUCACGUUGAGGACGAGGAUGCGUACGCAAUCAUCUUCAGCUACCCCCUCAUCUUCAUGGACGGCGUCAGCUGGUCCGUCUUCCUACGCGAUCUGGGACGGGCGUAUUCCGCGCAGACGCUGAGCCGACAGACCAAGCUGUGCAUAGACGCGGCGGCCGAGCAGAGGCGGGCUGUCGAGUCCAUGUCGGGCAGCGGCGCCAUGCGAGAGGCCAUCUCAUACUGGGAAAGACUGUACACCGAGCUGCCCGAGCCGCUACCCUUCCUGCCUCUUGCUUCCGCCACACAUCGCAAGCCGCUACGCCGCUACGAGGUUCACAAGUGCCUCCGGAACAUCGACAGCCAUCUCGUAGCCAAGAUCAAGGACGCCAGCAGGGCCCUGCGCGCGACGCCGUUCCACUUCUACCUCGCCACCGCGCAGGCCCUCUUCUCGAAGCUGCUACCCGACCUCGCUGAGAUCUGCAUCGGCGUCUUCGACGCGAACCGGCCGGACGACGGCAGCGGCAGCCUCGCCGAUGUCGUCGGCUACUUCGUCAACGUGCUGCCUCUGCGCUUCCGCCUCCUUGACGACGAGCGAAGGCCGGCGGCGUCAUCCUUUGCCGAAAUGGUCCGGAACACGGCGAUGCACGAGCUCGAGGCGCGCCGUCACGGCCACGUCCCGUUCGACGUGAUCCUAGACCGCCUCAACGUGCCGCGUGACGACACCUCCGUCAGCCCGCUGUGCCAAACCGCCUUUAACUACCGCGUCGGCGCCAUGGCAGACGUGGCCCUGGGUGACGACUGCCGGCUGGCGGUGGACAGCUACAGCGACGUCCAGAACAACCGCUACGAUCUAAGUUUCGGCCUCUUCGAGUCCGCGGCCGGCUCGUAUUCUGUGACCGUCACGUGCAAGAGCUACAUCUACAGCUGGGAUGCCACCGACGUCCUGGUGGGCGCGUAUGUCCAUCUGCUCGACGCCUUGGCUUCGGACGCCUCGCGGACACUCUCGGACUACGUCUUAUCUGGGCCGGCGAUCGAGGCUCUGGAGGGCACCUCACUCGACAAGGGCCGAUGCGAAACUUAG